Tupaia belangeri chinensis (Chinese tree shrew) is the source of this 945-nucleotide messenger RNA. RefSeq names its product olfactory receptor 5F1. Gene Ontology annotation, molecular function: G protein-coupled receptor activity; olfactory receptor activity. NCBI's taxonomy places the organism in Eukaryota, Metazoa, Chordata, Mammalia, Scandentia, Tupaiidae. The record is from RefSeq and is a predicted model, not a curated record. Gene Ontology annotation, cellular component: membrane. Gene Ontology annotation, biological process: G protein-coupled receptor signaling pathway. The coding region runs from base 1 to 945 and encodes 314 amino acids. The transcript has a single exon.
AUGAGCAUGAAAAACUAUACCUCUCUGCAUGAGUUCAUCUUGUUGGGAUUAGCAGACACAGUGGAGCUACAGAUCAUCCUCUUUUUCCUAUUUUUUGCAAUUUACACCUUUACAGUUUUGGGGAAUGUUGGGAUGAUCUUCUUAAUCAGGAUUGAUUCCAGACUUCACACACCCAUGUAUUUCUUCCUGGCUAAUCUGUCCUUUGUGGACAUUUGUUAUUCAUCCACCGUCACCCCAAGGAUGCUAAUAGAUCUAUUAUCAGAGAAGAAAACCAUCUCCUUUGCUGGCUGCUUCCUGCAGAUGUACUUCUUCAUUGCCCUGGCAACAACAGAAUGCAUCCUCUUUGGGUUAAUGGCCUAUGACCGUUACGUGGCCAUAUGCAACCCACUGCUCUACACCAUGAUCAUGUCCAGAACGGUCUGCCUGAAAAUGGCAGCUGGGGCUUUCACUGCAGGAUUGUUGAACUCCAUGGUCAACACAAGUUAUGUGAGCAGCUUGCCCUUCUGUGGCUCCAAUAUCAUCCAUCACUUCUUCUGUGACAGCCCCCCACUAUUUAAGCUCUCAUGUUCUGACACACGCCUGAAAGAAACCAUCUUUUCCACUUUUGCUGGAGUGAAUAUGGUUGGAGUUCUGCUAGUCAUCCUGACUUCCUACUCCUACAUUCUCUUCUCCAUCUUCCGUAUGCAUUCAGGGGAGGGGAGGCACAAAGCUUUGUCAACCUGUGCCUCUCACCUGACAGCCAUAAUUCUGUUCUAUGCCACUGCCAUCUAUACUUAUCUGAGACCGAGUUCCAGCUAUUCUCUAAAUCAGGACAAAGUGGCUUCUGUGUUCUACACAGUAGUGAUCCCCAUGCUGAAUCCUCUGAUCUAUAGCCUCCGGAAUAAGGAUGUGAAGAAGGCUUUAUGGGAUUUAAUUACAAGGAAAAGAACUCCUUCAUUUCUGUAA